GAAACUAUAAACUGAGUAAUGCAAAAAUGAUUGAUGACCAAGUUACUUCGUAGAUUGUGGAUUGUGUAUUUGUAUAUAUUUAGAAGUGAUAUAACUGUCACAGAAUAAGAAACAAAACAAGUGUUGUUUGUUUGCUAUUUUUUAUUUUUCAGUUGUAUUAUUGGAAUUAGUAAUGAAAUUCCUUGAAUACGUGUGUAGUUUAAAUAAAUCGGUCAGAAAUAAAUAAUUAGUAAGUAACAAUCAUGACAGAAUUGCUUAUUUCCCGUGGCGAUACAUUUCCUAGAUCUUUUUUGGAUACCUACAGAGCUAAUAGAGCCACUGAACAAUUUUAUAAUGAUUUGUCAUCGAGUAAAAGUGAUGAAUUGGUCUUACAAAACUCAGAAUCUCUACCAGUAUCCGAAGAAAUUCAUCAUGGACAUUCAGAGAACCUCCUUGAUGUAACAUCGUCGAUAUCACCCACAAAAGAAGAAUUUUUAGAUAAGGCUGAACUUAUUCUACCCAAAAGUCAUAGAAGACGAAUACCAGUAUAUGAUAGGGUCGAUCCAGAGGAUAGUAUUAGAGAUAUUGUUACAGAAAAUGACUUCUACAGAUUUGUGUUAUUCAAAAAACACUAUGACAAAUAUUUACAUCUUUCUCAGAAGUAUGAAGAAGCACGAAAUAUUGCAUAUUACUUAGAGGAAAAGUAUCAUGAAGUGAAGAUGGAAAGGGACGAUUUAAUAGAACAAAGGGAUAAACUAACAAGACGUUUAGAAUCGAACGAGUCUUUAUUGAGAGAAAAAGAAGAUGAGGUCUUUCUGCAGUUUGAAAGAGUUGUGUAUUUGGAAGAGCAGUGCGAUAAGUUAAAAGCAGAAAAAGAUAAAUGCCAAGAGCAGAAAGAUUUGAUAGAGAAGGAAAGAGAUAAAACACUGAGAAUUCUUAAGGAGCAAGCAAGAGAGUCGGAAUAUAAUAGACGAAGAUUAGAACAAGCUAGACAAGAAGUGGUUCGUCAUAUGACGAUGAUAAAGAAUGAAAAGGAAUGUUUAGAAAGAGAGAAUGAUCAACUAAAAGAAGCGCUGGAAGCAGAACGUAAAGGAUUGGGAAGGUAUUUAAUUCCAGUUCAAAGAAGAAGAGUAAUAAAUGAUUCACAUUGUUUAGAAAAUCAGGAAGAAGAUUGCAAAUUAAUAGAACACGCUAGUGACGCAUUAGCUUCUCAAUUUCAAAAGGCUGUGCAGCACCUUGCUACCUGCAGACAAAAGAAGUGUUCUGUUUGUGCCUACACAAAAGCAACUUACCGGCAAAUGACGCCACACAAUAGGAAAUACGAUCGUAAAUUAUUUGGAUGCCUACAGACUCCAUUUUUGGAAAUGCGGAAUAUGAUAAAACCACCCCCUUCGCCUAUUCACGGUGAAGGUGAAAGUUUAUCCGAAUGGUUUUGUCAGUUAAACAAUACAGCUACCCAGAGUGAGUGUUCGUCGUUAAGUGUUCCAUUCGCUGAAUUAUCGAUUUCAUACAUGGACGAUGCUUCAGACACUUCCUCAAAUUAUCUCAGAGAUUCUGAUAAAGAAGAUCGCGAUGCUCUAAGUCAAGGGAAUUAUAAUAGUAUUAGAGGCUAUGGCAGCGAUUCUGGUUUUUCGUCAGAUAUAUGUGGGGACUAUAAAAGUAACGCUACAACACCAAAAGAAAAAUUUUGUCCAAAUGCCAUUUUAGACGAAGCCGACUGUGCUAAAUUAACCCGCACAAAAUGGACGGCUUCAUUUCGAAAAUUGAUUCGACGGAUAAAGAAAUAAUUUAAGAUUGUCUUGAAUAAGUCAGAACUAUUAAAUGUUAACUAUUAAGACUAAAUAUAUCAGAUUUGUCGAUGUUUAGAGAAAUGAUAGAAAUUUACGUAAAUUAAUAUAUAAAACGAUUAAUGUUGAUGCAUCUAGGUAAAGUUUGAAAAAUAAAAUGUUGAAUAAUGAUAUAUUUGACGACUGGACAUUUUACUUAGGUGCAUUUAGGUGUUUUUAUGUGCACCUAAAAGAACAGAAAUUUAUUAGAGUUUUAUUUACCUGAAGCAAUUCGUUGUUAGAUAUAGAAUGACAAUUGGUGUAUGAAAUUUAACAUUUUUACCACAUUUCUAUCGUUGAGUGAGCCAAUAAGGACCCUUACAUAUUUCUCUUCACUAAACUACAAUAUCGGUUCUUGUUUAAUUAAACGACAAAUCGAAAGUAAGUGAAUUGAAUGUGUAAUUUUGUUAAAUAUAAUCAACUUUGAAUGGUUAUAAUUGAGGAAUACAAAUAAUUGCGUUCGGUAUAAUAGCUGUAUU
Anoplophora glabripennis (Asian longhorned beetle) is the source of this 2284-nucleotide messenger RNA. Its product is annotated as myosin heavy chain, cardiac muscle isoform. Bases 243 to 1766 code for a protein of 507 amino acids. The transcript is spliced from 9 exons. The record is from RefSeq and is a predicted model, not a curated record. NCBI's taxonomy places the organism in Eukaryota, Metazoa, Arthropoda, Insecta, Coleoptera, Cerambycidae.